AAGCUGAUAAAUACCACGAAUUAACGUGUCCGGUUAGUUAAACAGGCCUGGAGCUUUCGCUAGUUACCUUUUAAAAACAUAACGUUUGCUUUCGUUGCCUAUAUUACUAGGACAGUGUGACAUAACUUACUAUAUCAUACAAAAACAACAACAACUUUAAAUCGGUAAUGGCGAUGUCUUUCUUACGGUGAAGCAGCAUCGGCAAGAUCCGUUGCCAUAGUUACCGUGGAGAGAGGGCGAGACUGCUCACGUGACCCAGCAAGAUGGCGACCACAACGUAGAAUGGACGUGAAUGAUUUAAACUGAGUGGGUCCGUUUUGCUGGAUAUUUGCAUCUGCUGGUUAAUUGUUCUUCAUCAUCAUCAUCAUCAUCAUCAUAUCACAGAAUCAAGAUGGCCCUAAAUGUUUUUGAUCAUGAUGAAUACAGGCCACCGGUGUGGAAGUCUUACUUGUACCAGCUCCAGCAGGAGGCGCCUCAUCCACGCAGACUCACCUGCACCUGUGAGGUGGACAACCGACCUAAAUACUAUGGAAGAGAGUACCAUGGGAUGAUCUCCAGAGAAGAAGCCGACCAGUUACUGAGUCAGGCCGAAGGCAGCUACCUCAUCAGAGAGAGUCAGAGACAGCCGGGCACAUACACGCUGGCUCUAAGGUUCGGGAACCAGACGAGAAACUUCCGUCUAUACCAUGACGGGAAGCACUUUGUUGGUGAGAAGAGGUUUGAGUCCAUCCACGACCUGGUCACAGACGGCCUCAUCACACUCUACAUUGAGACGAAGGCAGCGGAGUACAUCGCUAAGAUGACCAUAAACCCAAUCUACGAACACGUGGGCUACACCACCCUGAACCAGGAGCCCACCCUGAAAAAACACCUGCCACUCAGCCCAGAGGCCGUAGAUGGGCCAACUCCGGCCAAAGGCGACCAUAAUGCCGAGGAGAGGCUCACAUCGCUGGUGCGGCGGGCCACCCUGAGGGAGAGCGACUUAGUGCCCAAGUAUGAGAAGGUCCACAACUUCAAGGUUCAUACAUUCAGAGGCCCCCACUGGUGUGAGUACUGUGCCAACUUCAUGUGGGGUCUCAUCGCUCAGGGAGUCAAGUGUGCAGACUGUGGGCUGAACGUCCACAAGCAGUGCUCCAAAGUCGUGCCGAACGACUGCCAGCCGGACCUGCGGCACGUCAAGAAGGUGUACAGCUGUGACCUGACCACGCUGGUCAAAGCCCACAACACCAAGAGGCCCAUGGUGGUCGACAUGUGCAUACAGGAACUGGAAGCUAGAGGUCUUCAGUCGGAGGGUUUGUACAGAAUAUCAGGCUUCAGUGAGCUGAUUGAAGAUGUCAAACUGGCCUUCGACAGAGAUGGAGAGAAGGCUGACAUCUCCUCAAGUGCAUACGAGGACAUCAACAUCAUCACCGGGGCCCUCAAACUCUACUUCAGAGAGCUGCCUAUCCCCCUCAUCACAUAUGAUGCCCACCCGCGCUUCAUAGAAGCCGCAAAGAUUGCAGACCCAGAAAAACGGCUGGAGUCUAUCCACGAGGCCUUGAAGCUGCUGCCACCAGCUCACUGCGAGACACUGCGAUACCUCAUGGCUCACCUCAAAAGAGUGACCCAGCAUGAGAAGGAGAAUCUCAUGUCCAGCGAGAACCUGGGCAUUGUCUUCGGCCCGACGCUGAUGAGGGCCCCGGAGCUGGACGCCAUGACAGCGCUCAACGAUAUCCGAUACCAGAGACUUGUGGUGGAAACGCUCAUUACCCACGAAGACGUGUUGUUCUGAGAGGACGGGAGGGAAAAGGAAGGAAGGACAGAUUGGGAAGAUGCUUUGUCCUCCUGUGAAAGACCUGUUCACGUUUGACAAGAAAAUGAAGAAGAAACACGCAAGAUACCUGAUGUCUUGCUAGAGAAGACGCUAACUACACUACCUGUCUGUGGGGAGUUGAUGGAAGGAGCAAUGAAGGAAAGGACACAUUGUUUCCCUACAUUUUAAAUGUAAGACAUUAACAAAACUUUACUCAACCAACAGACUUGAAGCUUCUAUAGAAGAUCCAAAAUUUGUAAUGAACAAAAUUAAUUACUGGAACUCUGAAAUCUUGGAACGAUCAUUUUCCAGCCUCACUAUGAUUAUCUCUCUUGAUUAAGAGAAAUAUGUUCCCUGUCCUAAGGAGAAAUUAAUAGUAGCAUUGCAACAACACUACUUUGUCUAUGUGGGGGAAACAUUGUGUGAUCCAUCUUUAUGGUAAUAUCUCCUCUUUGUUAAAUGGAUGCCUUGACAGUUUUCAGUUUUCUCCACACGACUUAUUUUCUGUCUCACAGCUACAUUUUAAAAGCCAUAGGUUAGCAUUGUUAGCAUUUACCACAGAAACCAAACGACACCACUAUUCACAAGCAUAUGAGCAAGUGUCGCCUAGUGGUCCUAAUCUGGUGGUGAGAGGUUAUUUUGCUCACUUUGUUUCCAGUAGUCCCGCGACCCUGUAAGCAGGAUAAGCGGUUGACGAUGGAUGGAUGGAUGGAUGGAUGGAUGGAUGUUUCCAGUAGUGUCAAGGCAUCCAUUUAAUCCUCCUCAAGAGAGGAAGAAACACUGACUGAACAGUAGACAGCUGGAUGAAUGAAUGAAUGGAAAAAGCGAACCACUCACCCAACACUCAUUCCUCUGAAUGGAACUUAAGUGACUUGGACCUAUAGUGAAUUCAUUCCUCUUUUUCAAAUAUUUACUUUACAGCUCCCUUCUACUGUUCCUCUGGCUUAAAUGUAAUAAUACAGUAAUUACACUUACAACUAAGUCGUUUUUUAUUUGCUAACAUAGAAAAGAGCCAAGCUCACUCCCCCUUUUUUGUGUCAUAUGAUAAACCUUUGUUUAAGAAAUGUUUUGCUGCUGUAUAAUUACAUCCAAUAAUGGUGAUGAUGGAGCUGUAAAUUUUUUUCUCACUGUCUUUGAACCAAGCCUGUGUUCUCUCACUUGAACCCCUCUGACUACUUUGCCGCUUAAAGGUGAAAACCUCUUGACAGAGUUCAGUGUCAUGUAGACAGUUAAAGGGAAGGUUUGGGAAAUGAUCUGCAGCCAAAUGUUGCCUUCCCUAGUUCUCCAUCAGGGCUUUAAAUUGGCAUGUUAUCGCCACGAUUGCAAAGCAUCUACACAGUAAAAUGUUGCUACUACAUUAGACAACGCUAACUUGUGAGUUUUUAUUUUAAAUAUCAUUUGGAAAGCGGCAUACAUCACACCAGGGGCAGGUGGUGAAGAGAGGAACAUAUUAUAAGUGACUUGAAAUAUGAAUAUGUGAACCCGUGCUUUAUGUUGUUUUUGCUUUGCUUUGGUUUUUCAUUUGUAUAAAGCAGUAUUGCAGUUAAGAAAUUUUAACAGGCAGAUUUUGUGCCCAAAAUACUAAUUUAAAUUCUUGAUUGUUUGCACGCAUGCAAUUCGACACGCUAAUAAUUUCAAGGCCUGUCAACUUUAUUGGCCCAUGUGGGGUAAUUCAGACACAGAGUGGGGAUGCUCCAGUACCAAGAGUGGUUUUUAAACACCAGAUUAUUCGAAAUCUUAAUAUUGUGUCCAUUCCCAAAAAUUAAAGCAAAGAAUCUCAAUAAAACAAAAAACAAUCCUAAUGUUUAUUACUCGUAUCAGUGUCUGCAGUUAAAGUUGUACUGGUGUUUCCCUCUCUCUGUGUGCCUGUUGGCAGUGAGGCCAUAACGUGACUCCCCCUGACAUGUUUGGAAAGAUGAUAUGUCUGCUUUCAUUUCAGUUGUGUUGGCUCCCGCUGCCGCCACAUCACCUAACUGUGAAAUUUUAAGAAAUAAUUAUAAUAUAUAAUAAAGAAAGCCACUUGCAGUCAUUUUAAACUUUUUUUCCCCUAUGCCUUUUCCAGACAGCGAAAACCCUGAGAAAAUAAGAUUUUACCUGGAUACAAGUUAUUGUAAUCAAUUUCUUUUCAGAUAUGUGAAGAUCGGGUUCUGGUUUAACGUUGCAUAUUGAAGGUUUUGCUGCAAUGUUUUGACCGCGCUCUGAUUUAAUUGUGGGAUGAUGUUGCCAAUUACGUGUAAUAUGAAGGAGUGUAUUUGCCAUGAUUUUUUAACUAGUGCCAUUUGAAAGUGGUGGAGGUGUAGAACGGAUGCCUUCUGCAUGGACCCCCACCUCCGCUAACACAUGCUUACCCCCCUCUUUAUUCACUUCUACCCCCAUUUCUGUCGGGGGUCACUGAUCACCUAUUCCUAGUGCGCUUCAUUUUUUUCAAAGCAGUGACGACCCACCACACGUCAGGAUCCGUUUCACAGAUAAAAGAUGGGGUCGGGUCCGUAAAAUUGAAGCGCACCCAUGCUGGGUAGCCUGCAAAUCAACAUGGAUGUACCAUAAAAGUAACAAAAGCAUUUUUGUAACAUUAUGGUUAUGUUUUGGUUUUUCAUGUGUUCUUUAUUUUAACAGUUUUUGUUGAUUUUGUUGUUUAUUCCUCCUUUUUUUUUUUUUAUUUAACCGUGUACUAACUCAUCACACUAACCUGAUAACUUGUGAGCCUUCAGUGAUCUGUGACACUUGCUUUUUUUGGCAUCAUGAAAUGUUUUAAAUUGUCAUUGCUGUAAAAUAUUUUCUAUAUGGUUUAUGCAUGGUAAAAUUAAAUUAUUAAAUAUGGCUACCACUUGGUGCAUGUCUGAA
Micropterus dolomieu (smallmouth bass) is the source of this 4636-nucleotide messenger RNA. RefSeq names its product N-chimaerin. The record is from RefSeq and is a predicted model, not a curated record. Lineage: Eukaryota; Metazoa; Chordata; Actinopteri; Centrarchiformes; Centrarchidae. Gene Ontology annotation, biological process: signal transduction; positive regulation of GTPase activity; regulation of small GTPase mediated signal transduction. Bases 392 to 1771 code for a protein of 459 amino acids. The transcript is spliced from 15 exons. Gene Ontology annotation, molecular function: GTPase activator activity.